AUGAAUGAUCAAGUCUAUGAGGCAAUUAUUAAAAUUGAACCACCAGAAUAUUCAACAGGGGACAUUAAACUCGAAAUUGAAAAUGAAUUUGAUGCCCUUGAUGUUACUGUUAAAUCAGAAUCGUUUACUGAAGACGAUGAUACGUGUUUAGAAAGAUUCAUGAAUUCCGAGGUGACAAUUAAAGAAGAAGUCAAACAGGAGUCUUUUGAUUGUGACAUUUGUAAUCAAUCAUUUGCAGAAUCACAUCAUCUAACAAAGCAUAUGGUCGAUCACAUGCCUAGCGAUAGUAAAGAACAAGCCAUGAAAUGUGAAAUCUGUCAAAUGACUUUCAAACAAUCAUUUUUUUUUAAAAAUCACAUGGACUAUCACAAUGAUAAGCCUCAAACGUCACAUGAAUGCAAAGAAUGCAAUAAAACAUUCACACGAUCCGGUGAUUUGAAAAAGCACAUGCUGAUACACACUGGUGAGCGUCCCUAUGAUUGCAAUGUAUGUAAUAAGACAUUCAGACAUUUAGGUACUCUAAAAAGUCACAUGCUGAUACACGAAGGGAUACGUCCCCAUGAAUGCAGCGUAUGUAAGAAGACAUUUAGACAUUUAACUAGUUUCAAAAAUCACAUGCUGAUACACAAAGGGAUACGUCCCCAUGAAUGCAGUAUAUGCAAGAAGACAUUCACACAUUCAAAAAGUCUCAAAAAUCACAUGCUCAGUCACAGUGGUGAGCGCCCCCAUGAGUGCAGUUUAUGCAAUAAGACAUUCACACAAUCGUGUACUCUGAAAUCUCACAUGCUCAUUCACACUGGUGAGCGUCCCUAUAAAUGCAGUUUAUGCAAUAAGACAUUCACACAUUCAAGUAAUCUGAAAUCUCACAUGCUCAUUCACACUGGUGAGCGCCCCCAUGAGUGCACUAUAUGCAAUAAAGCAUUCGUACAAUUAAGAAAUAUGAAAAGACACAUGCUGAUACAUACUGGCGCAAGCACUCAUAAAUGCACAAUUUGUAAUAAGACAUUCACACAUUCAUUGAGUCUCAAAAAUCACAUGCUCACUCACAGUGGUGAGCGCCCUCACGAAUGCAAAGAAUGCAAUAAGACAUUCACCCAAUCUGGUCAUUUGAAAACACACAUGCUCAUUCACAGUGGUGAGCGCCCUCAUGAAUGCAAAGAAUGCAAUAAGACAUUCACACGAUCCGGUGAUUUGAAAAAACACAUGCUGAUUCACAAAGUCAUCUAAAAAAA
Ctenocephalides felis (cat flea) is the source of this 1232-nucleotide messenger RNA. RefSeq names its product zinc finger protein 501-like. The record is from RefSeq and is a predicted model, not a curated record. Lineage: Eukaryota; Metazoa; Arthropoda; Insecta; Siphonaptera; Pulicidae. The coding region runs from base 1 to 1227 and encodes 408 amino acids. The transcript has a single exon.